GGGGGGCGGGCGGUGGAGAGAGAGAGAGAGCAUAGCUGCCAAGUUUUCCCUUUUCUCGCGAGGAAGCCUAUUCAGCAUAAGGGAAAAUCCCUUUAAAAAAGGGAUAACUUGGCAGCUAUGGAGAGAGAGACUCAAAGCAGCCCUAAGAGAUUGCCUGGGAUCUGGAGCGGAGCGGAGCGGCCUCCAAGUUGGGCAAACAGGCUGGCAUGCAAGCCACUUGUUGAUGGCUGGAGUGUAUCUGAUGACUGAAGCCGUGGGCAUCCAAACGGGUGGACGCUUAUACGGCUGGCAGAGGCAUGCCUACUCAGAAGUAAGUGCCGUUGUUUUCAGCGGAGUUGGCUCCCCAGUGAAUGGGCGAGCUAAGCGAGAGGAAGGACCCAACUGCCAGAAACUAGCACCGCUGCCCCUCCUGCCCCAAACUUUCCCUGGCCUCCGAAAUCUAUCCUGUUGCACCCUAGGCAAAACUCCACACCGUUUGGAGAAGAGGAGCAGCAGAAUGGCAAGCUGGAAUUAGUGGACAAGUAAACUGAGUUUGGACUGAGCUGUCCCCAUAUAGUUCCUUUCACCUUGUGUUCUGGAUCUUUGAUGCGUGGAUCAGGUGUUGGAGACGAGUGGGGUCUGAUCUGAACUUCUGGAGUUUUCUGGACUUUGUUGCCGCUCAACGCUGAAGAGGAAAUAAGAGACUGCUGCUUCUUUGCCUUCCCUACAGGGAUCCAUGUCGCCUCCUCGUGUCCAGUUCCCAGCGACCUUCCAGUAUGUCCUGGUUUAGCGGCAUCCUGGUGCCCAAAGUGGACGAGCGAAAGACUGCUUGGGGGGAGCGCAAUGGGCCCAAGCGCCACCGCCCAGCACUCUGUGGCCCACGCUACAUGAGUUGCCUGCAGGACCCGGAGCUGGAGCGUGGAGGCAGCGGGGGACUGGGCCUGAACUGUUCGUGGCAGGAGGACCACUAUGGCAAGAAGCCGCUGCCGCCACCACCGCCUGGCACUGGGGACCUGGGACUCAAAGCUGUGGACCUGGGCUUCGAGGACGGGGGUGGAGAGGUCAAGGGGCUCUCGGCCAGCGACUGCAGCCGGCGCCUGCUGCAAGUGUUCCGCUCCAAGCGCUUCCGUUCGGCCAAGCUGGAGCGGCUCUACCAGCGCUACUUCUUCCAGAUGAACCAGAGUUCGUUGACGGUGCUCAUGGGAGUCUUGGUGCUGGCUUGUGGCAUCAUGCUGCUGUUCCACUGCGUGCCUGGCGCCCCCCGUGUGCCCUAUGCUGCUGCCCUGGCCGUGGCGGCCGCCCUGUUCCUCUCGCUCAUGGUCCUCUGCAACCGGACUGGCUUCCACCAGGACUGCAUGUGGGCCGUGAGCUACCUGGUCAUUGGGGCGCUGUGCGGGGUGCAGGCUCUGGGCACUCUCCUGGUCUCGCCACGCAGUGCCUCUGAGGGCGUCUGGUGGAGUGUCUUCUUCAUCUACAUCAUCUACACCCUCCUGCCCGUCCGCAUGCGGGUGGCAGUCCUGGGUGGAGUCUUGCUCUCUGUGCUGCACCUGGUAAUCUCCUGGCACCAGAACAGGGUGGACUCCUUCCUUUGGAAGCAGCUUGGAGCCAACAUUUUGAUCUUCCUGUGUACCAACAUCAUUGGCAUCUGCACCCACUACCCGGCUGAGGUGUCGCAGCGCCAGGCCUUCCAAGAGACCCGAGGCUACAUUCAGGCACGGCUACACCUGCAACGUGAAAACCGUCAGCAGGAGCGGCUCUUGCUAUCAGUGCUGCCCCAGCAUGUUGCCAUGGAGAUGAAGGAGGACAUCAACACCAAGAAGGAGGACAUGAUGUUCCACAAGAUCUACAUCCAGAAACAUGACAAUGUCAGCAUUCUGUUUGCUGACAUUGAGGGUUUCACUAGCCUGGCGUCCCAGUGCACAGCUCAGGAACUGGUCAUGACACUGAACGAGCUUUUUGCCCGUUUCGACAAGCUGGCUGCGGAGAAUCAUUGCCUCCGCAUCAAGAUCCUGGGGGACUGCUACUACUGUGUCUCUGGACUUCCAGAACCACGGGCGGACCAUGCCCAUUGCUGCGUGGAGAUGGGCGUUGACAUGAUCGAGGCUAUUUCGCUGGUGCGUGAGGUGACGGGAGUGAAUGUGAACAUGCGUGUUGGGAUCCACAGUGGGCGUGUACAUUGUGGAGUGCUGGGGCUACGCAAGUGGCAGUUCGAUGUCUGGUCCAAUGAUGUCACUCUGGCCAACCACAUGGAGGCUGGUGGCAAAGCUGGGCGGAUCCAUAUUACGCGAGCUACGCUGCAGUACCUGAAUGAGGACUACGAAGUGGAGCCAGGGCACGGGGGCGAGCGCAAUGCAUACCUUAAGGAGCACAACAUCGACACCUUCUUCAUCGUGGGCUGCAGCCAGAAACGAAAAGAGGAGAAGGCCAUCUUAGCCAAGCUGCAGAGGGCUCAGGCCAAUUCUACCGAAGGACUGGUGCCUCGCUGGGUGCCUGAGCGCUCCUUCCCCAGGACAAAGGACUCUAAGGCCUUCCGACAGAUGGGUAUUGAUGAUUCCAGCAAAGACAACCGAAGCACACAGGAGGCCCUGAACCCUGAAGAUGAAGUUGAUGAGUUUCUGGGCAGAGCCAUUGAUGCUCGAAGCAUUGACCAGCUGCGCAAGGACCAUGUCAAACGCUUCCUGCUCACUUUCCAGAAGCCAGAGUUGGAGAAGAAGUAUUCCAAAAAGGUGGAUACCCGCUUUGGCGGCUACGUGGCUUGCACCGUGCUUGUCUUCUGCUUCGUUUGCUGCAUCCAGAUUGUCAUCUUCCCGCACACCAGCUGGUGGAAGCUCUCCAAGAUUUCAGACGGGAGUCUUUCCGAUCCCUGCCUGGAGACACCCGGGAUUGAGCACGGGACUUCCUGCAUGCAAAGCAGGUGUCGUACCACUAAACCGCAGGCCUUCUCUCAACUCCAUCUCCCUGUCCACAGCUCCCCUCUGAUGCUUGGCGCCUACAUCAGCAUCUUUGUCAUCCUGGCCACCAUCCUUUUUGUCUGUGCCAUCUACUCCUGCCUUGGCCCUUUUCCAGCCGCCUUGCAGCGUGUCUCCCGCAAGAUUAUCCAGUCGCGAAUGAACAGCACGAUUGCUGGUGUUGCUGUCAUCCUGCUGGUCUUCAUCUCUGCUUUUGUUAACAUGUUUGCUUGCAGCCGGCUCCGCCUCCAAGACUGCGCUGCCAGCUUUCUCAACAUUACCCCAUCCACCGUGGGGCCCUGCCACCUACGUGCCCUCAACUACUCAUUGGCAUCAGAAACUCUGCCCUGCCAGGGAAAUGGUGCAUCUAGCUGCAGCUUCCCUGAGUACUUCACUUACUCGGUGUUGCUGAGUCUACUGGCUUCCUCUGUUUUCCUGCACAUCAAUAGCCUUGGGAAGCUGGCGUUGCUGAUGGGGAUGGAGGCGGUGUACCUGGCGGUGGCCGAGGGCCCCCAGGGGGUGUUGUUUAACAACUACGACCUGCUGGUGGCUGCUAAUGCCCUGCCAGCCUUCAAUGAGACCCACAGUAGUCAAGAUUGUUCUGCAGAGGGGAAAGUGGCCCUACAGUACAUGACACCUGUCAUCCUGCUGCUCUUUGCUUUGGCACUCUACCUGCAUGCCCAGCAGGUGGAGUCUACAGCCCGGCUGGACUUUCUCUGGAAACAACAGGCUACAGGUGAGAAAGAGGAGAUGGAGGAACUUCAGGCCUACAAUCGUCGACUGUUGCACAACAUCUUGCCCAAAGAUGUGGCCGCUCACUUCCUGGCCCGCGAGCGCCUCAAUGACGAGUUGUACCACCAGUCGUGUGAAUGUGUCGCCGUCAUGUUUGCCUCGAUCAGUAACUUCUCAGAGUUCUACGUGGAGCUGGAAGCCAACAAUGAAGGCGUUGAAUGUCUGCGGCUGCUCAAUGAGAUAAUUGCUGACUUCGAUGAGAUUAUCAGUGAUGAGCCAUUCAGGCAGCUGGAGAAGAUAAAGACAAUUGGCAGUACCUACAUGGCGGCCUCAGGGCUGAAUGACAGCACCUAUGACCGCGAAGGGCGCUCCCAUAUUACAGCGCUGGCAGACUAUGCGAUGCGGCUCAUGGAGCAGAUGAAAUAUAUCAACGAACACUCAUUCAACAACUUCCAAAUGAAAAUUGGGCUAAAUAUUGGGCCAGUAGUGGCUGGGGUGAUUGGAGCCCGAAAGCCACAGUAUGACAUUUGGGGCAACACGGUGAAUGUCUCUAGCCGUAUGGACAGCACUGGUGUCCCUGACCGUAUUCAGGUGACAACUGACCUAUAUCAGGUAUUGGCAGCCAAAGGUUAUCAGCUGGAGUGUCGUGGGGUCAUCAAGGUCAAGGGCAAAGGCGAGAUGACCACCUAUUUCCUGAAUGGAGGCCCCACCAGUUAGCAAGAAAAGAGCCUUUGCUUAACAAAGGGACCUAUUAAGCUGGGCUCCGUCAGGCAGCAUGGGGUUGAUUGGUUCUCUGUCUUUCUUUCUUUGCUCUGGAUUUUGGAACACACCCUCUUAAAAAGGGAAAAACCCCUACAGCUUCUGAAAUGGGAUCCUUGAUAGUGUUGGAGAUGUCAGGGGGUCGCUUUACCCCAUACAAGACUUAUUUUUUAUUUAUUUGGAGCAAAGCCUAACUUGGAGUGCCUCCUUUUGGGCCCGUGUGGGUGCUAUUGUGGGGUAAAGUUGUUGUGAACCUUCUGCCGCUCUUGGGAUCAACCAAAGGACCUGGUGAAGGGAGGUGGCAGCAGGGGUCAGAAGACCCCACACAUGUCUAUCUGUGGAUCUAGAAAGCUGACAUACCCUGAAGCAUUGCUCGGAUAUUUUUUGAGAGGGGCUCCAUUUCUCUUAUGGCGCCAUUUUGCUGAGACUUUCCAGAAGCGCAGCGACGGCACUUUUCUCUUGAGGGAGGUGACUUCCCCCCAGUGCAUUUUGUUGAUCACAUCUCUCAGCAAACACCCACUCUGUCUUUUUGUUUCUCUCUGUGUGUGUUUCUUUCACACACAUAACAAGCUCUCACAAAAUCACUGUGAUGUUUGGGAAUAUCUCUCUCUCUCUCUCUCUCUCUCUCUCUCUCUCUCUCUCUCUCUCUCUCUCUCUCUCUCUCUCUCUCUCUCUCUGAGAGAUUGUCAUUUGGGGUACGGUUCUCAUUUGCCAAAUUGCUGUGAUUGCUAUGUCUGGUUGGAAUGAAGUGGAGUGAUGACAAGCACUUGGGGUGCUUUGAGAGGGGGGAAAUGGGACAGUGUCUGGGGGUUGUGGUUUUGAUGCCAAAGAGAGGGAAGGAAACAGGCCUUCUUUCCCCUGCCUCCCCUGCCACUCCAUCUCCUCUAAUAGCCAGGGAAAGAGGUUUUGCUGCCCUGUGGAGAUGCAAACCUGCCAUAGGUGCCUGAAGUAAAGGGGACGGAUUGUUUUGUGUGCAGCCCUCCUCUCCCACCUUACUGCAGACAGGAGCUUCUCCCCUACUCACUUGGGACCCCAAAAUAAAAAAGUAGAAAUUAUUUAACAGGAGCUGGAAUUGGCAGACAAAGCAAGCUCCUUCCUUGCAGCCCACUCUCAUGGAUCUUUUGCUAUUAAGUGCCAUGUCUCUUCUCCACUCCCCCCCCCCGGUUUUAUCCAUCUUUUAGGUUUGGUCAAGUUGGUUCUGCUGACCUUGAUUUUGGGGUGUGUGAGGGUAUUUUCCCGUCUUUCUCAUACAUAUUAUAUAUGUAGCUCCAGAAAAAUAAUAAUGUAUCCCACUUCUGCUCCUUUUCCCAGAUGUUUGAAGGGUUGAGGGUAGGUGGGUGUGCUUAUCCUAAGCAAAGUGGACUUCCACAAAUUUGGCGUCUGGCUGCCCUAGUGAACGUUUGCUGUGGCCCUCCUGAUUGGGAGGAAACACAGUAGAUGACAAAAUCAGCAAAGUGAGAGCUCUGUGUUAAUUGCUGGAUUUAAGUUGGCGAGAACAUGGCCCUGAGGUGGAGGAGGAGAAGACCCUUGACUCCUUUUAUUUUUAUUAGCCACGGUGGGUGGAAAAGGGGAUCUAUUUGCACCAAAGUACUAACUGGUCGUAGGAACUCCAGAAACCACGUGUAAAAAAGAUUUGAAAGAGAGCUCAUUGCUGAGUGGUGAAAGUGUGCUGAAAGUGUGUCCGUUUGGUGUAGAAGGGCAGGUCCAUGUGGUCAGUAGCUGGGGCAACUGGCUAAUGGCACAGUUAUAGAGCGCUUGCUGUUUCCCAGAUUAAUGGGGUUGUGGCUGCCAUUUUGAAAUGCCCCAUCUACUUCUGUAGCCCCUGUAGGGGCAAGGGGGCACCUUGGAUAGUGCAGGCUUGCAGCCUGCUUUCAUUCUGCCUGUUUCCUCUUUAAUUUUCCCAUUUUAUGCAGUGGGUACAAUUCCCCCUUUGAAGGAACCACCUUCGGCCUAUUUUCACUUGACCCUGUUCCAAGGAGUCUUUUAUCUGCAGCUGUGGAUAUGUGUGUAUGGAUAAACAUACACAUGGAUAAGCAUGUGUAUGGAUAUGUCCCACCCACUACCAUAGUUUGGGUCUUGUCCCUCUCAAAUAUGAUGUUGGCAAGUUACAGCCCCCUUUUUCACCUUUUGUUACAUAGGAUUCCAGGACUAAACCAGAUUCCUUGGAAACAAGGUUUAUUUUGCUCAACUCUUUGUCACAAGUGACACCUAAAUUGGGGAACAUCUAAGCCAGGCAUCCCCAAACUGCGGCCCUCCAGAUGUUUUGGCCUACAACUCCCAUGAUCCCUAGCUAAUAGGACCAGUGGUUGGGGAAGAUAGGAAUUGUAGUCCAAAACAUCUGGAGGGCCAAAGUUUGGGGAUGCCUGAUCUAAGCCAUGGGGAAGCAAGGUAGCUGUGUGAAAUCUCUAUUCCAUUGAAGGGGAUGGAUAAAGCGGAAAACAACUAUUUUUAAUUGAAAAAAUGAGUCUUUUAAAGAAGGAGGGAAAGAAGUUGAAGAUUAUGAUUUUUAAGUUUACUUAAUGGUUUUAAAAGCUCUUGUAUUCCUUUAAUUUUUUAAAAAAGAAAAGAUUAUUUUUAAUGGACAACAACUGUCAUUGUGCAUAGCCUAUGAGUUAUUGAUGCUCACCAUGGGGAAGACUAUGUCAUAGCUGCCAAGUUAUCCCUUUUUUUAAGGGAUUUUCCCUUAUGCUGAAUAGGCUUCCUCGCGAGAAAAGGGAAAACUUGGCAGCUAUGGACUAUGUAGGAGAAGAGAGGGAGCUUUAAAAAACCCACUCCCUCUAGGGCUACUGCGAAAAUGGCUCAGUUGUGUUCCUUGGGCAAGGUGUAUGAGCAGAGUGGGCAAUAUGGCACUUAUUUGGUACUUUUUUUCUUUUUGUGUGUGUGUAUAUAUAAAUUAUAUAUUAAAGAUCACUUUCUAUUA
Messenger RNA from Zootoca vivipara (common lizard), 7338 nucleotides. RefSeq names its product adenylate cyclase 6 (gene ADCY6). Lineage: Eukaryota; Metazoa; Chordata; Lepidosauria; Squamata; Lacertidae. Gene Ontology annotation, molecular function: adenylate cyclase activity. Gene Ontology annotation, biological process: adenylate cyclase-activating G protein-coupled receptor signaling pathway; cAMP biosynthetic process; intracellular signal transduction. Gene Ontology annotation, cellular component: plasma membrane. The record is from RefSeq and is a predicted model, not a curated record.